Molecule: messenger RNA, 4834 nt
Organism: Psammomys obesus (fat sand rat)
Lineage: Eukaryota; Metazoa; Chordata; Mammalia; Rodentia; Muridae
Gene: Heca
Product: hdc homolog, cell cycle regulator
Exons: 5
Coding region: 256-1503 (415 amino acids)
Source: RefSeq, a predicted model, not a curated record
CUUCCUGCAUAGUAAACAUCUGUGUGCUUAUACUGGAACAUUAUGCUUAUGUUUUGUUUGUUUUUGUACCACUUACAUGCCUGAUGCCUGCAGAAGCCAGAAGAAAUCAUUGGAUCCUCCGAAACUUGAGUUAUGGACAUUUAAGCUCCUUGUGCCACACCCCUCAUCUGUAGCUUUGGGAGGCCUGUGGACCUGGAGAAGGAUGACUACCAGAAGGUGGUGUGCAACAACGAGCACUGCCCCUGCAGCACCUGGAUGCAUCUGCAGUGCUUCUACGAGUGGGAGAGCAGCAUCCUGGUGCAGUUCAACUGCAUUGGCAGGGCCCGCAGCUGGAAUGAGAAGCAGUGUCGCCAGAACAUGUGGACCAAGAAGGGAUAUGACCUGGCCUUCCGCUUCUGUUCCUGCCGCUGUGGGCAGGGCCACUUAAAAAAGGACACAGACUGGUACCAGGUAAAGAGGAUGCAAGAUGAAAAAAAGAAGAAGUCUGGGUCAGAGAAGAAUACAGCAAGGCCUCCAGCGGAGGCUGGGGAGGAGGCAAAAAAAUGCAGGCCCCUGAACAAGCCCCAGAAAGGUCUGAACCAUGACCUUCCCCGGAGGCAUUCCAUGGACAGGCAGAACUCCCAGGAAAAGCCAGUCAGUGCUACAGCCUAUGGGGCCCGCUCCCCCUGUGGCUCCCCUGGCCAGUCCCCACCCACUGGCUACUCUAUCCUUUCCCCAGCUCACUUUAGUGGUCCCCGCUCCUCCAGAUACCUUGGGGAAUUCUUAAAGAACGCCAUUCAUCUUGAACCUCACAAAAAGGCUAUGCCUGGGGGCCACGUGUUCAGAAAUGCCCACUUUGAUUACAGUUCGUCUGGUCUGUCUGUGCACAGAGCAGGGCACUUUGACACCCCUGUGCAGUUCCUGCGGCGACUGGACCUCUCUGAACUCCUCACUCACAUCCCCAGGCAUAAGCUGAACACUUUCCACGUGCGGAUGGAAGACGACGCCCAAGUGGGCCAAGGGGAGGAUCUACGGAAGUUCAUUCUUGCAGCCCUCAGUGCCAGCCACAGAAAUGUUGUAAACUGUGCUUUGUGCCACCGGGCACUCCCUGUGUUUGAACAAUUCCCACUGGUGGAUGGAACUCUGUUCUUAAGCCCCUCAAGACAUGAUGAGAUUGAAUACGAUGUUCCUUGUCACCUUCAAGGGAGACUCAUGCAUCUGUAUGCAGUGUGUGUGGACUGCCUGGAAGGGGUUCACAAGAUCAUUUGCAUCAAAUGCAAGUCACGAUGGGAUGGCAGCUGGCACCAGCUGGGUACCAUGUAUACCUACGACAUCUUGGCUGCCUCUCCCUGCUGUCAGGCUCGUCUGAAUUGCAAGCACUGUGGCAAGCCUGUGAUCGACGUGCGGAUCGGGAUGCAGUACUUCUCUGAGUACAGCAAUGUCCAGCAGUGUCCACAUUGUGGAAACCUGGACUACCAUUUCGUGAAGCCAUUCUCCUCCUUCAAAGUUCUCGAAGCUUAUUGAUGAAAGCUUUGCUUUAGUAAUAGCUAUUUUAUUGAUAUUAUUACUUUACUACAUAUCUUUUAUAGGGGAACAUUCUGUGACAUUAAUUUCUUUUCUAAUUUAAAGCAGAGUUUACUUUGUAUAUUUGUGCCACUGAGAUGAGGGCUUCCCCUUGCCCUGUCUUGAUCCCCAAAUAUCAGUAUGUGGUUAAGACUGGAGCCCAGGUGGGAAUUUGUGCAGAUUUUGGUCUCAUGCAGAGUAUCUGAUGGAGUUCAAGGGUAGUAGGAAGGAUGGGUACCAUUUAAGGAUGGGAUUCUGUGCUAAACUAAAGAUGAGGUAGGAGGUGAGAGGGAGCUAUUACUAAUAUGUUAGCUUUCUUGAGACUCAUUGUUAAAUCUCUGGGCCUUGGAAAAAUAAGUGACAAGUGAAUGUAAGUGAGCCUGGAGAGCCAGUACUGUAUUAGGCUAUCUGGACACUGUUUUUCAGCACAAGCUGAGGUAUAAUUUACUCCACUGACAGAUGAUCUGAGAGUAUAACAAAUAGUCCUUGACUAUUCGUGUAAUUUAACAGUUUCAUACUGGAAAGAACAUCCAAAUUAUAUGUGACACUUGAAAGCUAUUGCAGAUAGCUUUAGGUGAGCUGAAUCUAACAGGUCUUGUGAUAUGAAUUUGGAAAUGACACACACUGAAUCAAGAGGACAGAAAGAUAGGACUUGGUUAUUUGGAUUGUGUCUCUAGAGGUUUAAUUUGGGAAUCUACAGAACAUCUGCACAUUUUGUGGUUUUGGUGGGCAUCAUUUACAGAGUGCAUUGCUAAAGUGCUGCUUGGUAUGCAGUUUUUCAAAGGUAAACGUCUAGCCUAGCUGCUGUGUUGUAGAACCAACCAUGCCACACUUCCUUCUCAUUAUCUGUUGCCACAUUGACUCAUUUAAUACUGGGUUUCCAAAAUCACAGUUGACCUGAGGAAGGAAGGGGAAAUUUGUUAGAAUGAUGAAAAUUAGUGUUUAUUCUUUUAAAAGUACAUUCAUUUUUGGAAGCAGUAAUUCAAACAGCAUAUCUGAAAACAGAUCAUUCUAAAGAUUCCCAUGAUCCCUUACUGUUGGGUAAAAAAAAAAAAAAAAAAAAAAAGUCACAUACAGAACACCAAGUAUCCCCAAAAUCAGCCUCUGUUCACUAGAAAGUGGAGACUUAAAUGUGCUCAAGACCUCCCUUGUAGAAUUAGAAUUAGAGAAUUACUUCUUAGGAAAGAAUUAGGUAAUUUCAAGUAUGAUACAGAACUAUUUCUUAAAAGAAUACUAAAAAUAAUCAUUUUACAAAUAGGCAAAUUUGGGGUUCGUGUAAAUAUUUUAUAUCACUUACUUGGUUUAUCCCACAUCCUCCUCAAGGGGGGUUUCUUUUCAGAAUUGUCUCAGCAUUAUUGCCAAUGAAUUUUAAGUUCUACUGCUGAAGUGCUUGGUGUUUUGUUUGAAACAAUAGCAUUAAAGAACCUGUAUAUCAACUAAAACUCUUCAUAUUUGGAUGAAUAUUCUUCAUCAGUUGGUUUGUUGCUUCUGGUUUAAUGUUUGAUGAUCUGAAAACUUUCACUUCUGCAAGAAAUGUUCAAAUUGCCUAGAAUAGGCAGAAAUCAUUAUUGGUCAGAUGGUUUUUAAUGCAACAAUGUGAGGUCUAUAUGACAUGAUACUUACAAACUUGUUUUUGAUGCACAAAGCUGUAAUUAUGAACUAGCUGUUUCCCUAAGAACCUGUUGUGCACUCAAGUUUAAAUUUUUGUUAAGUUUCUAUUCAGAUUCCAUAUUUGUCUUUGCAUUUGUUUAUGAUUUUUAAAAUAAAUAAACUGUUGAAAUGCUGUUCUUUAACAUACUGACAUUUUCUAGUAAAACUUCAUUAUAUUAUUGUUCUGAAGUCAGUCUAUUCAUUGUGCCCAGUGAGUUCUUUAGGUUAAAAUAAAACCACUGUGGGACUGUAAGCAACAUUCUAUUCUUGUUCCUUAGAUUAUUGUCUGCCCUCAAAAUGAAGUUGUUUUUCACUAUAAUUGGAUAACAUUUGCUUUUGAUGUUAUGUUAAUAAUAAAUUAAAGACUAUAGAUGUAUAUAGUCUUAUAAAGAGAAGCAUGAUCCCUGUACAAUAAUAUUUACCAUUUGCCUUUUCGUGCAUUAAAUGCAUUUUUGUCUGGAAAGGAAAUUUUGACAUAUUUGAGAAUAAAAUACAAUUGAAUAUACAAUACUUGCUAUGAAGGUAAAUCUUACUCUGGAAAUCUGCUGACCUUAAUGUUUUCACCAAACUUUGCCUGAACACCUUGAUUAUAAUUGGAAUAUGUCAAGAAUGAUCAUCAUUUUUGUUGUAGUUGGGAUAUUAAAGGGUAUCAGUCAUCCAGGAGAUAUAACUUGUGCUUUUCUGAUGAGUAGUGUUCAAACUCAUUUUUUCCAGACUGACUACUAAUUUAAAGUGAUUUUAUCUACUUUAACAUUUUUAGUCAUUUCUUUUUAAAGAGUUCCAUACUCUGAGCAACUAAAACUGCUUCAGUUUUGAGAGAAGCUAAUUUCUGAUUAUUUUCUCUUCAGGCCAUUUCAGCUCUCCGCUUUCAUCUGAUCACAUGGGAAGCACUUGGUAACACUGGGCUUCUACCUUUAAAGGUCAACUUUGUGCCAUGAGAUGGAAGCAUAAGCAGAUUGUUUUUUAUUGCAAAGAAGCUUCUCCAACAUCCUGUAAUUUCUUUCUUUCUUUUUUUUUUUGUAAAAGGGGUUCAUUUUUCUAAGGAGAAGAAAAUUUUAUACCUUUUUUUUUGGGAAAAUUAGCUUAUGAAGAAAAAAUUCUAUAUGUUUAAAUGCUAAAACUUAACAGAUUGAUCCCUAACUUGCUGGACUACCAAGACUACCUUUCUGAGUUCUUAAUGUCUUUCUACAAUACCAAUGCUGAUUGUGCAGUCUGCUCUGUGCCUAUUUUCUAACCUGUUUGAUUUUCUGUUCAAAUCCUUGAAGGAGUUCUUUAGUAAUUUUAGUUGGGAGAUUGGGGAAGCGGUGAGGAGAAAGCACUUUUGUUUAGGGUGUGAUUCUCAUAACAGGAUGCUUCUAACCUAGUUCAUCAUCAUACCUUGUUGACUUUAUUAUUUUUCCAGCUAAUUGAAAGAAAAGACAAUGAAUGGACACCAUGAAAACCAGCUCAAAAAUAUGUUGUUUAUAAAGAUUUCUUGUCAAGAUGUCUUAGAUUGCACUUUUGUUGAGGGAAGCCAAUGUAAAUACUUAAAGAAUGUUGAUAAAGUUGAAGCAUUUGGGUUAUGGAAUCAUGUGUGAUGUUAGAGGGUUUCUGUAUGUGAAAGGUGUGUAUUCAGAAUAAUAAAAUUUUAGAAAAUACUGAA